AUGCAGGAUAGUGGAUAUUUUGUUUGCGCUAAGCCGAGUUUGAGGCCAAGUUUCAAUGCUUUAUCGAUAUAUCUCAAUAUUAUGUACAAGUAAGAUUGAUCUAACUAUAUAUGUGCUUGUUAAAGUUUUAAUAUAAUUUAAGAUAAAUACAAGCUAAAAAUGUUUCAUAUGAAAGGUAUAUAAGUUUUCAAUAAUGAUUCGAUUUUGAAUUAAUUAAAUGUGCAUGCAUAUAUAGAGUUUGCUGUCGAAUAGAAACCUGGCAGAGAGUUCCAAAGCUUGUCACAAACAUAUAGCUUUUCAUUCUACUAAUAUGUCUCUGAAAUAUCAUAUAGAACGCUGACUUGUAUGCAUUGUUCUAUUUUUUUUAUCUGUGGUUUUUGAAUCUCUUCCUAGGGUGCUGCAAAUCUAUGUGCUUAUUUUAGCCAUAUUAUCUUCUCCUGUGGUGUUUGGUGAUAGAUUAUGAAGUGGUGUAUUGCCGGCCUGUCUGCAUGUGCCGGUACACUGAAAUUUAUAAAAAAUGCCACACAAAACAACAGCUGUUUCUGUCGGGCACUUUUGCAUUGUUGUCCUAAUAUGGAUGUUCAUAUCAAUCAUUACUUUAUUAGUGAAGUGAACUAGAAAGCAAUUUCAAAUUCCUAAACUGAAUUAGGGCGUGACUGAGGGAUUAUAAAAAGGGCGUACUUGUUCGUGUUUUCAAAGCAUUCGACAGCAGCAAGAAGACGAGCAUCAAGAGCAACAAGCAGAAUAUUUCUCCGAUUCUGUAAGUUUUUAUGAUUUAUAUACUGUAUGUCUAUAUAGGUAAAAUUUGUUUCACAAUUUUGAAUUGCAUGAUUCCAGCUUGCUGGCUUCUCGCACCAUGCCAUGUAUAUAUUACUCAUUGCAUGGAAAAAUAUAAACACCUUACUAUAUUUCUAGAUUAUGGCUACUUUCUUCCAGGAACCAAAUUACGAGGGACCUUGCAAGGUAUUGUGUAUUCUUUUAAAUUAAAUUAUCCUUCGCAUGAUAGCUUGAAAGGGCGUCUAAUGCCCUAGCCUGAUAUUAUGAUCCCUUUUUGUAGUUGCCCCCCUUCGCUGACGAAUUCUUAAAGCCCUGCUAUUCGGUGACCUGGUUAUCAAAUAUUAGUUGUUCGAAACGACAAGGAAUGGAAGCUCGCCACCACCGAUGAAAAUUAUCCCACCGUGGGUGAAAGGGUCUUUACAUACUUUACCCCAGUUGUCAUAAUUCCCUAAUAAAUGCCCUGAUGCAGGAUAGUUGAUAAAGUUUGUUUGCGCUAAGUUCGGUUUUAAAUCAACGCCUGUUACGAAACCACCUGAAAAUGAAUGUUUUCAAGCAAGCAGACUAUACGAGGCUUUUGAAAUAAGUUAAAAAUACAGACAAUUCGCAUCUUCAUAGUCCUUGGAUUAAGAUUUUAUUGUUGCAAAUGGCAGCCAUUUUGGAGAGACCACCGACUACCACGUGUCCAUUGAAAAUGUCAGUCACAUCACAAAAAGGGAGAAGGAGAAGAUAUGGUUUGACAGUCAAUUAUGGUAUCAGACAAAUUUCCUUCAUCAAAUUGUAAUGCGAGUUUUUUCUUUCCAAUAUGGCCGCUGCGUGCUGGCUCCAGUUUCCAAGUACAUAGCAACAGAUGUGUUCCCUUGAAAGGUUUAAAUCAGUAAUUAAUUAGACAUCACAAAAAUAUUGUGGGAUCGGUCACCGAAGAAAAACAUUUUUCUGAGUAAAAAGUUUGCGGAACCAACAUAAUUUAAAAAGAAAAAAAUAUAAAAAUAUAAAAAAUCAUCUGAUCAAAAAUUUUACAAAAGGAUACCUUUCAGUUGCCACACAUGACCUUUACCACUUUUGUGACAUGAGCUUGAUAACUGCUUGUACAAUUUCUGCAGUCUAAAGUUUCAUGUUGUCUGCACACGUACUGGAGACACUAUUUUCCUCCUGACAAAUCGGAGAAUGAUCAAGGUGUUGACUCUUAUUGAUUUACAUAUUUGUUUCCCUCAAUAUUUGAGUGAGUCAUGCUUUGGAAAUGACAAAUCAUCCUUUACCACUUCUGUGAAAUGAUUAGUUUUUAUUACCCAAACCUGGAGUAGUUUUGUUUUGCAUUUCUCCAACCUUUCACUCACUCACUCACUCACUCAAAAUUUUUUUCCCAACCCUUUUCUCUUCAGUGCCAUUCCCGCCAUAAAUAAUGACCGAGAGUCCAAAAGAGAAUGAAAAUACACAUUCCCUAAGAAAAGGAAUUUCCUCUUAACUUUACAGGACAAAGUAAGGGACUGUUCUGACAUUACCGCUCGUGGACCGCUUCCCAAUGGUGCGCAAUCUGCCAAAGUUGAGGGCAAAGAUAAUUGGUUAGUGUACGGAGGAAAGAACGAGGCCGACCCAAGUGCUGAGCUUGUUGCUGGAAAGGCUUACCCAAACGUGGAAAGCAUGGGAUUGCCGGCAGGCACCAUUAUCCAAAGCAUUAAAAUUAAAGCGUAAUGAUAUAAAAGUACAAACUGAACAAUGCUUCAUGUUAAUUAUUUUUGUAAGUUUGAUUUCAAUUGGAG
Paramuricea clavata is the source of this 2534-nucleotide messenger RNA. NCBI's taxonomy places the organism in Eukaryota, Metazoa, Cnidaria, Anthozoa, Malacalcyonacea, Plexauridae. The record is from the annotation of a GenBank genome assembly.